AUGACCUAUGAAACUCUUUAUCUUCGUCCACAUCAGGUUAUGGCCUUUUGCAUGCGACCAUCAAAUGAGUCUAAUGACGAGCUAUUAUCGGAAAAUCAACCAUUAUUAUCUAAUGACAGUCAAGCUAUAACCUUCGGUGAAUUAUUUCAGAAUGGUGUGAAUAGUCAACAAUUAUUAGCAUGGUCAACAUCAAUCGAUCUUGUUGAACACUAUCAAAUUUAUUUUGAAUAA
Messenger RNA from Rotaria sordida, 231 nucleotides. Lineage: Eukaryota; Metazoa; Rotifera; Eurotatoria; Philodinida; Philodinidae. The record is from the annotation of a GenBank genome assembly.